Molecule: messenger RNA, 690 nt
Organism: Brassica oleracea var. oleracea
Lineage: Eukaryota; Viridiplantae; Streptophyta; Magnoliopsida; Brassicales; Brassicaceae
Product: 30S ribosomal protein S16
Exons: 3
Coding region: 104-445 (113 amino acids)
Biological process (GO): mitochondrial translation
Cellular component (GO): ribosome; small ribosomal subunit
Molecular function (GO): structural constituent of ribosome
Source: RefSeq, a predicted model, not a curated record
UGGGAUAUAGAUAGAAUGUGCGGAUAAGGGGUGUGAUGAAACUCACACAGACCCCAAGCUUAAAACCUUACUCUUCUUUCUCCUCAGUUUCCAAGCAGUAGAAAUGACGGUGAAGAUAAGGCUCGCGCGUUUCGGUUGUAAACACCGUCCCUUCUAUCGCGUAGUCGCCGCCGAUGACAAAUCGAGGAGGGACGGCAAACAAAUCGAGGUGUUAGGGUUUUAUGAUCCACUGCAAGGGAAGGAGGAUGCGAACAGAGUGAGCCUCAAAUUCGACAGAAUCAAGUACUGGUUAUCGGUUGGAGCUCAACCAACGGACUCGGUCGAAAACAUGCUUUUCAGGGCCGGUUUGAUUCCUCCAAAGUCUAUGGUUGUCAGAGGUUCCAAGAACGGACAGCAGUCCACGAACCACCAUGUUUCACCCAUCACAGGUGAGAUCUUGAACUAAUGAGUGUGGGUGUUAUGAGCAAAGAGCUAAGUGUGUCUAUGUCAAAGGAGUUUGAUGUUAUGUUUCGUCUUUUUGUUGUAUUCUGGAUAAGAUAAUAUGUUUGGUCUUUUUGUUGUAUUUCUGGAUAAAGAAGUUUGGUGAAUUCUCAUUAUGGGUUUGUACUUUGUAGCAUACUAUGAUCAAAUGGGCUUUGGUAAUAUAAGCCCAUAUUUUUCUUAAAUUGGAUAUAAGCCCAUAAUAGAAAA